This is a messenger RNA of Cygnus atratus (black swan), 1762 nucleotides long. It is a transcript of the gene RAB26, whose product is annotated as RAB26, member RAS oncogene family. Gene Ontology annotation, cellular component: Golgi apparatus; endosome. The record is from RefSeq and is a predicted model, not a curated record. The transcript has 9 exons. Bases 1 to 786 code for a protein of 261 amino acids. Gene Ontology annotation, molecular function: GTPase activity; GTP binding. Lineage: Eukaryota; Metazoa; Chordata; Aves; Anseriformes; Anatidae.
AUGUCGCGGAAGAAAGCGGCUCGGAGCAAGGGCGGCGGCGCCGCGCCCUCGGCCGCGCUGCCCCCCGCCGCCCAGGGGCCCGGCCGCGCCGCCGCCGCCGCCCCCCCCCGGAGCCCCGCGCCCGCCCCCGAGCUGCCCCGCAACGGCGGCGCGGCGCCCGGGCGGCCCUCGCUGAGCAGCAGCGGCGAGUUCUACGACCUCGCCUUCAAGGUUAUGCUGGUGGGCGACUCGGGGGUCGGCAAAACCUGCUUGCUGGUGCGCUUCAAAGACGGCGCCUUCCUGGCGGGCAGCUUCAUUUCCACCGUUGGGAUCGACUUCAGGAAUAAGGUGCUGACGGUGGAUGGGGUGAAGGUGAAGCUGCAGAUCUGGGACACGGCGGGGCAGGAGCGCUUCCGCAGCGUCACGCACGCCUACUACCGGGACGCCCACGCCCUGCUCCUGCUCUACGAUGUCACCAACAAAGCGUCCUUCGACAACAUCCAGGCUUGGCUGACAGAGAUUCAUGAAUACGCGCAGCAGGACGUGGUCCUCAUGCUACUGGGAAACAAGGUGGAUUCAGCCCAGGACAGAGUGGUGAAAAGGGAAGACGGAGAAAAAUUAGCCAAGGAGUACGGCGUGCCCUUCAUGGAGACCAGCGCAAAAAGCGGCCUAAACGUCGAAUUAGCGUUCACAGCCAUCGCAAAGGAACUGAAGCACAGGUCCAUGAAGCUGCCCAACGAGCCCAAAUUCAAGCUCCACGACUACGUGAAGAAGGAAGUGAGGGGCUCGGGCUGCUGCCGGUCCUAAUGCGCUCGGUGCAUUUGUACAGAGACUCAUGCCACGUGUUUGUGCGCCGCGCUCUCUCCUCGUGGACAGUGUGUGCAUGUCUGUCUUGUGUCUGUAUCUGCGUAAAAGGUGAGCUGAGACCUGUGGGGUGAAAGCAGCAGCAGGAAAAGCUCUUUGGGCCGGCGCCGAGGCCGGCCGUGCUGCACCACGUGCCAGGCACGCUCCCCAGACCCCACAGCACCCACCCACACCACGGGUCCCCAGAGGGAAAUGCCUUUCCCUGGCCGGGCUGCUCUGCUCCUGCCCGGCUCGGAGCCGCUCUGCCCGGUGCAGGCAGGAGGGGAUGCGGGGAAGGAGCUUGGUCGGUGCGGCCACGGCUCCCUCCAGGUUCCUCCACCGGUUCAGCAGCGACGGCGCUCAGCCAGGAGCACCCUGGGGUUGCUUUAAUGCGAGGAGGAAUGAUGGGGCCUAGGGGAGCGAGUGCCUGCUCCCCACCAAAAUCUGGGUAGGAAAAAAUCCUGAAUUCACUUUUGCCACAUACCCGGAAUUCAGCUGAUCAGAUCCUUGGCCUGGGGCACACAGGAAAGCUUUGUUUUCAAGGCAACCGUUUUUUAGCUGCUUAUUUAUGUCCGUCAGUCCUUCCCGUGUUGUAACAUAGCUCCUCGAUGAAGAUUUCUCCUCUUCCCCGCAGAAGACAAGAGCUUAGAUGUCUGUUUGAGUAAGCUCCCGCAAACAUCUGUUGUACAGAGGUUUCCUGACUGUUUAUCUGUUCGGUGAAGGCUUUGGUUCUCUCACUACAGCCAUUUCUUGUACUUUAACGAGAAGAAAGCUAAUGUACUGCAGCUUAUUCCUGAUCCCUUCAUGUAAGCCCGAUAGCUUUUUUAGACUGCAACAGUGCUUUGCUCCGAAGUUCUCUUGGGACAGCUCGCUCUUCUGAAGGAAGAAAGCCGAGGAGGCUGCUGUAGGCAUUGACCGUGCAGGUUUGAGACUUCUGCCA